AUGCGCCACGCUCCACUUUGGGUCCUGAGCUAUAGGGACAAGCAGAGAGCGCUUCGCCAGCUCCAUUCCGCUCUCAAACAGCAAGACGCCAGUCCUGUCUUCGAAACAUCAUGCAAACACAUCGAGCUUCACCCAAUGAAGUUCAUGACCGGACAAAUACUUUACGGCGAGGAGGAAGUCGGACCUAUGUUCCCGCAUUUCGCGCCGAAUCCUCAUGUUGCGAUCCCAGACUCCCUUGAGGACUGUUUCACAAAGUCAAGGGAAAACAGAAAUACGAAGAGCAAUAAUGGAGAUAUGAUCACACCCAACACCAAACAGCUUUUUGAAAGCUUUGAGAGACGCUCCCGGAUUUCCAGGCCUCGCCCUCAACAAGAAAGUCGCUGGUACCCAGCUUCAAUGUGGGGGAAAUAUGAUUACCUUUUCGACAGCAAUGACACACAUGGGUUCACUAUCGAAAGCGGAGCCACGAGGACAGAAGCUACGGGUUCCAAAACCAUGUCAGGUCAUCGGCUCGUCGUCAUGAAAAGCGACUCUUUACAGCAUGAGAGCCACACAUCGAUUGGUGAACUGGUAGUGUUGGUGAAUUGGAUGAUUGCUGGAUUCAAAGAUCAGACGAAACCAAUGCGGAGCAAGCUUGGUUCCUUAUAUAACGAUCGGUUCAAUCACGACUUUCCAACCAUGGUCAUCUCGUUUUUACCUGAUUGUCAUGUCCGAGUCUUAUUCGGGUACUUCGAGCGAAGCAUGCUCAAGGUGGCCUACACUAAAGCCAUUGAUUUCGACACUGACGACUAUGAUACCAACAUGCGAACUCUGCUUCAAUGGGCCUGGCCGAAAGUGAGAUCCGAUACUUCGAAGCCUGUACCUCUCCCAACCAUUCUGGAAGAGAACGAGGAAGAGGACAAAAAUGAUAAUUGGGAGCUGGAAAUCGAAGACACCGAGCGUGAUGAAAAAUCUGGAAGUCACUUGGAAACCGAGAAGGAGGAGGAAGCGCGGAAGAGAAAAGGCGUGCAAGAAUCAGAUUGCAGAAAGUUCAGUCUUCCAAGUUGCAAAAAAAUCAAAGUUGAACGAAGUUGA
This is a messenger RNA of Penicillium brevicompactum, 1074 nucleotides long. RefSeq lists its product as uncharacterized. Lineage: Eukaryota; Fungi; Ascomycota; Eurotiomycetes; Eurotiales; Aspergillaceae. Bases 1 to 1074 code for a protein of 357 amino acids. The transcript is spliced from 3 exons. The record is from RefSeq and is a predicted model, not a curated record.